Molecule: messenger RNA, 3759 nt
Organism: Bursaphelenchus okinawaensis
Lineage: Eukaryota; Metazoa; Nematoda; Chromadorea; Rhabditida; Aphelenchoididae
Source: the annotation of a GenBank genome assembly
AUGCCGCAAAGCCGUCGUUCCAAUCGUAGACGUCGUGCCGAUGCCAAUUCAAAUCGUAGCCGGCGUGCCAGUCGAACUCCUCGUCCCAAGUCGAACCCAAAUGCCAAUUCUAAGCUAAGUCGCCGUGCCAUUCCGAAUCAGAGUCGAAGUGCCAGUACAGAGCGGAGUCGCCGUGCCAGUAGAACUCCUAGUCCGAAUCGACGAGCCAGUCCAAAUAAAAGUCGCCGUGCCAGUCCCGACAAAAGUCGUCGUGCCAAUUUAAACCAAAGCCGACGUGCCAGUCCAAACCGGAGUCGCCGUGCCAGCCAAACUCCCAGUCCAAAUCGCCGUGCCAGUCCAGGUCAAAGCCCAACCUCCGAUGACAAUUCGUCCUGGUCUGCGAUCGAGCUCGAGGACCCUACCCUACCAAACGAAGAUUACUACCAUGGCUUCCUACUACGUGAGGACGUCGACGAGAUACUGAAAAAGGACGGUGACUUUCUGACUCGAAUCAGUGCUGGGCCAGAAGAAAUGUCACGCAAGAUUGUUCUCUCAGUUGUUGAAAACAAGGAAAAAGGCAAGGAGGGGGUAGGUUGAUAACAUUUUUUACCCUACUCCACCUUACCCUACCCUACCUGACCCUACCUUAAUUUACCCUACUCUACCUUACCCUACCGUACCAUACCAUACCUUGCGCUACCGUACCAUACCGUACCUUGCGCUACCUUACAGUGCCUUUUUUUAACGUACCGUACUUUACCCUUAUCUAUCGUACUCUACUCUACCAUACUUUACUCUAUCUUAUUUUAUGCUACCGUACUUCACCCUACCUUAUCUUAUCUUACUGUACUCUACUCUAUCCCAUUUUACCUUAUCCUACCUUAUCCGAUCCCAACCUACUUCUAUAAAAACCUCACCCCGCCCAAUUACAAAAAAAUCUUUUUGUUAACAAUUUUUAACCUUACCGUACCCUAAUAAUUUUAAAAAAAUUAUUUUGAUUUCCAGACCCUCCACUUUGUAAUGUCUCCGUCUCCCGAUGAUGGCACAUUUUACUGCCAUGGCAAUGACGAAUCCUUUCCAACCGUGCCAGAGUUGAUCAACGCCCUUAUGCAGGGUCCUGCCGGCUUUACAGUACACCCUUCAUUAAGAUUUGUCCGUUUCAUGGUUCGACUGCCUUGGCAACUCAAGCAUAGUGACAUUGAACUGGUGAAGGAGCUGAAGGCAGGCAAGUUCCGAGAAGUUUUGGAAGGAAAGUUGAAAAAAGAUGGCACUCAAACCCCCGUGGCUAUAAAGGUCCACAAAACGCAAAGUUGGACUAGUAAACAGAUUGAACAAGUUUUGAAUGAGGUGGGUUAACUUGUUGAUUGUAAAGAAAGUUCUUGUUAUUUCUUGUUUUGUAAAGAAAGUUUUUGCCAUUUUUUGCUUUGUAAAGAAAGUUCUUGUUACUUUUUGGUCUGUAAGGAAAGUUUUUUAAUGCCAUACUGUACAUACAGUAUCAGGAAACGAAGCAUUUUUUAAAUACCGUAUUGUAUAGCACUAUUAAAAUUAUUGUUAGUAUAGUACUGUUUAGUAUCAUACUGUUAAACCCUACAUAAUACUAUUUUUGUAAAAAAAUUUUAUUGUACUAUAUAGUACCAUUUAAAAUAAUAUUUCAAGUGCCGUACUAUAUAGUACUAUAUAAGAAAGUAUUUUUACUGCUGUAAAAGAUAGUACAAUUUUAAAAACAAUAUUUUUAGUGCUGUUCUAUAUAGUGCUGUUUUAAAUAUAGUUCAGUAUCGUACUAUAUAGUACUUCACAUUAAUAUAUGUUUUGUAACAUACUACAUAGUACUAUUAAAAUUUUUCAGGCUAGAGCGAUGCGAUUGCUAAAACAUCCUAACGUGAUUCGUUUCCACGGUUUAGCCGCUCUCCAAGACCCUAUACUGAUUGUCACGGAGCUAGCCGACGCCCCAUUAGCCAUUGCUUUGAGAGUGAAAUCACUGCAAGUCGAGACCAAGAUUGCAUAUUGUUUGCAAGCCUCAUAUGCACUUGAGCACCUACAUAGCAAGGGAAUGUUACAUCGCGACAUUCGAGCCAAGAGUUUUUUGAUUGUGGGAGGAACGUUGAAAUUGAGCACUUUUAGAUUGGCUGUGACUGCUAAAACGCAUGAAAUGGACGAGAAUGAAGAUUUUCCAAUUCGAUGGUAUGUUAUACAGAGUAUUGAAAGUUUAGAGAAAGGGGAGGCGCAGUAAUUUUAUGUAAUGAUAUGAUACGUUAAACUAGGCUACAGAAGCGUAAGGCUAUAGUACGGUAAUUUAGGACUAGUGUACAGUGUGGCUAAAGCAAGUUAGGGUUACAGUAGGGCAUGAAUAGUGUAGAGUAAGCUUAGAGUAGGGUAUGGAUAUGGUAGAGUAAACAUAAAGUAGAGUAUGGUAGGGCAUGAUCACAGCAGCAUGUGACUAGAACAUGGUAAGCUUACAUUAAGAUAUAACUAUGGUAGGGUAUGACUAUAAUAGGCUAGGGUUAAACUAGGAUAUGGCUAUCGUACGGUACGGCUAAAGUAUGGCAUGGCUAGGGUAGAGUAGUGAUAUAGUAGAAUGGCUAUUAUAAAAUAGGGUUACAGUAAGGAAUGGUUGUGGUAAGUUAAGAAUACGGUAGUUUAUUAUGGUAGGAUAGGGGUUCACUAAGGUAGGGCUAUCGUAGGGUAGGGCAGGGUAGAGUAGGGUAGGGUAGGGUAGGGUAGGGUUAGAAUAGGGUAAGGUAGGGUUUUUUAUUAUUUUACUCUUUUAAAUUAAGCUUUAUUUUUUAAGGUAUGCUUCUGAGGCCCUACGAACUGGUCAAUACACAUCGGAAUGCGACGUUUUUUCCUGGGGAGUGUUGUGCUGGGAGAUCUUUUCGGAUGGAUCUGAACCUUAUGCUGAUUUUACAUUAGAAAAGGCUGUCGAAAAGGUAUGUUAAGACUACAACAAUUUAAAAAAAUAUUUUAGUUUGUUGCCUAAAAUUGAAAAAAAAAAUUUUUUUAACUUUGUUAUCUAAUAACACUUCAUUUUAGAUCACAGCUGAAGAACUUUUGCAAUUCCCGGCUUCUACUCCAAUCUUCCUUGUCAACAUGGUCAUUUGGUACGUGUGGUGCUCGGUGGAACGUCGCUUAACAAUGGCGAAAGUCUCUAAGACGUUGGAGUCGUCCAAAAUGGUACCAAUGGCAAAAAUGGCACCAGACAGUUCUCUAAAACAAGCUGGCUUACAAGAUCAAGGCAGUGUUCGAAAAACGAAACGAAACAAAAGGAAAAUGGGACAAGAUGCACUAGUGGCAGCAGCGGAACCAAAAAUGGAAACAAUGGCACUAAAGACGGAAACUAUGGCACCAACUGCGUCUGGAAGCAACGCUGAGCUAGAAAGACAAGAUCAAAUGAGUACUAGAGAGGCAAGACAAAGGGAAGGUAAAAUGGGACCAAUGGUACCACCGUCAAAAAAGCUAACAGUGGCACCAUUAACCUCUGAAACUAACAUUGAGCCACAAAGACAAGAUCAAAGUAGUACUAGAAGGACCAAACGAAGCAAACGCAAAGUGGCAAAGAAUGUACCAGUGGCACCAACUGCACCAAAACAGGAAUCAAAGGAAUCCGAGGAAGAAGCAAGCUCUGAAGUCUCUGUUGAGCCACAGAGAUUGGUACCAGCUGGUGCUAAAGGAAGAAGUAGCAAGGAAAAAGUGGCACAAUCUGUACCAACUAGGUCUCGAAGCAAACAAUUGGUAUCACCAACAAAACGAAGCAAAUCAGCCUCUCAGAGGCUGGAAUCAUGA